Molecule: messenger RNA, 15701 nt
Organism: Mercenaria mercenaria
Lineage: Eukaryota; Metazoa; Mollusca; Bivalvia; Venerida; Veneridae
Exons: 6
Coding region: 687-10316 (3209 amino acids)
Biological process (GO): regulation of transcription by RNA polymerase II
Cellular component (GO): chromosome
Molecular function (GO): chromatin insulator sequence binding
Source: RefSeq, a predicted model, not a curated record
CUUCAAUGUUGUUUGCGAGGGACAGAGAAUAUCAAUAAGUAAAAGGUUUUUGAAUGGGUUACAACAGAAAUUGGGAGACGGAUGGUAGAUAGUUAGCCAGACUCGGGAAAGGCAGCAUUCUGGCUUGAACUUUUCAAUGAAUCUGCUUUAGAUUAAUGCUUUACUUGGAAAUUGUGUUAUAGUAACAGCCAUUGUAGUAACAGCCAUUCAAGAGGAUAUCACUUUAUACAAGGUAGAAUUGACAUUUGGAAACAGCUGCAAAAUGGGAUGAAUGAUCUGUUCAACUGACAGUGAAGUUAGGAAAAAUAGCAAAUGUAUAGAUAGUGUGAAAUAUUUAUAAGUUUCAUAUAGCCAUAUGAUUUUGUAGAAGUUUUUAGUUAUUAUCUGUUUGAAGAGGCAUAUACUAGAUGAUGGACUUCUUCUGGAUGAGUGACACAAUUGGUGUCAAGCUUCAGUAGUCUACUCCUGUAAAUAAAGUAAAAUGGAUGAUUUUCACUCCUCAUGAUGUUGACCAAAAAGGUUAUAACAUUUGUCGCUCAUGGUUUAAACAGAAAUGCGGUAAUGUUGGCAUUUUAGCUGGGGACUAGAACUGUGUACAUAAACAUAUAAGAAAAGUGUGUUUCUUAAACUGACUAGCACAGGGCAGGGCGACAGUUUGGAAUUUACACAAUUAGCUUGAAAUAAAAAUGGCAGAAGAUUAUCAUUUGGAAAAAUUUCCUCCAAUUCGUCCAAAACCAGAAACCAUCUCAUCGGUUCAGAUAGUAGCAAGUUUACCUGGUUCGUCUUUGGUCACUUCAGCUUCAUUAUGCGUAGCACCAACAACGGUCACUAGCAACACCAUGUCUGUGGCAUCCAGUGUAUCCAGUGUUGUUACGGUCACUAGGGGUUCAGCAGCAUUACCUUUAUCCAUGGUGCAAUCGCAAGUUCCGAUCAUGGUGGUUAAUCCAAUGCAGCAUAAGAAAUCAAACGCUGUACCAAUCACUAUGACAACACAAUAUGUACAGGCAUGUUCCUCAUUGAAUACAACAACAACCAGUAUAACAAGUACAAACACAAACGCACCAGAAAAUACUCCUGUACAAGACAUUUCUCAGAAUGCUAGUCUGGUGUUAGGAAAUCCAUUUCCUGUGCAUUCAUCAUCUACAAAUGUGAUGCCUGUAAGCCUCUUACCAAACCAAGUUUUUCAAACAAACCAGUUUCCAAGUAAUAUGGUAAUAGCUCCAUUUGUGCAGAAUGGUGUUUUACAAGGAAAUAUAAUUCAAGGAAACUUUGCUCAGCAGAGUUUAGGAGUACCUGGUGGUAUACUGCAGAUUAGUCCUCACCAGUUUGGUUUUCAGAAUUCACCACAGUAUUCGUUAACAUUACCAACCCAAAAUCCUCAGGUUCCAAUAUCCAACACCAGUAACAGUUCAGGAAAAUUGGGAAACGAAACACCAACAUUUAGUGAAAAAUCUGUUCGAGAGAAAUCAGUGCCAAAAACAGCAACCUCAUCUCCACCUUUCCAAUUUGUUAUUGAACCUGAUCCUGAGUUUAAUGAGAAAGUGAAGUGUGCAAGAAUAGAGAAAAAGGGUCACAUUGAAGACAAAAACGUCCCAUCUACUAGUGACACUACUGUGAAAAGUAAAUCAGAAGCCAGAAAGUCGAGUACUGAGAGUGGCGAGCAGGAGGAGAUUACAGAAAUAGAAUUUCUUCCUAAAAUUGAGUACUGCUACAGCAUGAAAAAGCUCAGCCUUAGACAAAUGAUGGAGUUACUGGAUAAAGGUCAAAAUGUAAUGUUGUUUGUUAAACCAGGAAGUAAAGAUUACUAUCGUGCAAAAGUAUUGUGUGAAGCAGUAGUGAAAUAUAAUGUUACUGGCAUAAAUACAAAUAUAAAAGAUGACUUCUACACAAGUCUUAUUUCACCAUAUAUCUCACUGACCGAAGCAAUGCUUCUGAAAAAGGAUAUAAAGACUUCUCUUAAUACAAUUGAGGAGGAUUUAAAAACAAACACUGCAGAAAGCUCAUGUGAAACCGAAGAAGUUGGUCAGAAGAUGCAACUAAAAAAUCCUACCGAACAAAAUUCAGAAACUGGCAAUGAAGCUGCAUUAAGCAUUUUGAAAUGGAAAACUGAGAAACUGGAGUCUAUCAAUCCUAAAAUGUAUCAAAAGUACUGUGUUACAAACAAGGAUGAAAGUCCAAGUCUAGUUUCCCCAGAAACCGACGGGAACAAAACGAGUGAAGAUGUAGAGUUCAUAAGAGAAGAACAAGCUAAUAAAACAAAAUCUGUUGCCAUUAAGAGUAAGACAAAAGUUGAUGAUACUGUUGAUAAAUUAACUAAACUUGAAGAAAAAGAGAAGAAAUUAGAAUAUGUUAAAGAAGCUUUAAAAUCUCACCCAGAGAUAUUGAAAGAAACUUUGAGCAAGCAGGCUGUUGUUUUUCCUGAAAAUUUGGAUGAGUUGUUUAACAAGGUGAUAAACAAGGUACAUACCAGUAUGGAAAAGAAAAUUGAGGCAGGUAAAGCAGAUAUGAUCAACAAAAAAUCUUAUGAACGCAUUGAAAGUGAAGCUGAGAUUGGGACUAGUGAACGAAAGCAAAUAGAUGUGGAAAUUGCAGCCAUUCCAAAUAGGAAUAGGAAAGGAACUUGUGAAGCUCAGCAGAGAGAAAGUGAAGCUGAAUCAAUAAGGAGAGAAUACAAUACUAAAGUAGCUAAACAGAAUGAAAGUGAAACCAGAUUAUUAAGGGAAGACUACAGGAGGAAAGUAGCCAAACAAAGUGGAAGUGAAGCUGAAUUAUUAAGAAAAGAAUACAGAAAGAAAACAGUUGAACAAAGAGCAAGUGAAGCUGAAUUAAUUAGAAAUAUGUAUACAGCUCAAAACAACAACCCCAAACAAAGUAAAGACUUGGUAUUGAAAAAUUUAGUGAAAAUAGCACCAAAACCCACAGAACCAGUGAAUGAGGCCGAGUUAAUCAGAAAAGCUUUUACACUUUCUAAAUUUAAUAUUACUGAAAAUGACAUUUCAUGCUCCAGUCCGAAAGACCAAGACAAAACUGUUAUAAACAUUGGAGCUGAUGAAGAUGUUAUUGAAAUUCUUGAUGAUGCAGUGGAAACAGAUGAGCAGACUUUAGAAAUUCGACUGCCUGAUCGGUUUCACCUGAGUAAAUGGAGAUGGACCACUUUAGCUGGUACUCAAAAAUUUUCAGUUGAAGAGUCGGAUGAGAUUCUCAAAAUUUGCUACCUGUGUGGAUUAGAAUUUCUAGAUGCCUCAACUACAUGGAAGCAUAUUUUAAAUGAGCAUGCAAAAAUCAGUGCAGGUACAUUAUUUCCUACUAGUUUCUUUUGUUCUCACUGCUAUAAAACGAAUACUAGCAUGAAGAUUAGCAGACAACAUGAACUUGAUAUCCAUCUCUGUGACUUUCCGUGCUACUUCUGUGGACUGUCCAUUGACGAUCGAUGGGAUAUGCUGAGUCAUAUUGCAUGUGUACACAGUCUUCUCUACACAUGCACAUGCUGUCAAGGCCAAUUUCUAGGGAAAUCAGAAUUCCAGAAACACUGUAGCACUGAAAAGCAUAUGCAGGCAACAAUAACUGAUGAAAGUCAAAUACAUUUUGUAGUAAAUUUCAUGUGUCUAUUUUGUAAUGUAAAAUUCUGCACGAAACAAAAUCUGAUCAGUCAUUUAAAUAGUUUACAUAUAGACACACCCAUCCCGAAUUCAGGUGAAAGUGUUUGCUCGUCUUGUAGACAUUCCUUUCUAGAUGCCCAGGCUUUGUUUUUCCACAGAAAUCCAGAUGCUAGAAAGCCUGAGAAACUGAGACAAUUGAGUAGCUCCAGUCUCAAUGCCUUAGCAGUACAAGGGACUAUGCAUAAAGAAAAGGCAGAGGCUUAUAGAGAUAAAAAGAAAAGAAUGAAAUGUUUUCAAAAGGGUGCACAUAACACAAAUAGUAAUCGAUUUUCAAAAGUUGAGGAGUGCAUGAGAACAAACAUGGAUGUUGAUGAAUUUGGCUACAGGGAAAUAAAAAUUGGAUCAAAACAGUACAAAUAUCCUCUUGAAGAACUCCUAGAGUAUUGUGAGUUUGGCAAGAACUUUCCUAAAGAGUUUUCUACAGUUGUAAUGGACGAUCUGAUAAAACUCCUGAUAAAAGUAUUUCCUACUUUGCAAGUAAAUAGGGCAACAUUGGACCUACAGGACUUACUAGUGGCAUUAAGUCGAUCUCAAAAGUUUACUGAAAUUCUGCAGAAGUACCACUUAAAACCUUUACCUUGGAAUGGAAAAAUUCAAGCAUGUGUUAAGAUGUUUAUUAAUAAAGUCAGGGCGGGUUGUUACAGGUAUCCUGAUGUUGUUCCCAUGAAUGCAUUAUUGGUUUCCUUACAAAAAAGUCUGAAUUACCUCGAUCACAGACGAGAUUCAGUUGUACAAAAGCUGCGCGCUAAAAUACUUGGGACUGCAGGAAGCUCCAAACCUCAAAUUGUUCAAGGUGGUCAGAGUAUAAGAAAUGUUACUACUGCUGUGAAUCCAGUUGAUACCUUUGUUCAAAGUACAAUCAGCUUUCUCUCUACUGUGAAUUCAAAUGUACAAACUGUUCCAAAAACAACUGACAGUUUUCAUGCUGUGAGUUCAAAUGUACAAGUUGUUCCUAUAACAAUAAGCGAUCUCCCAACUACGAAUCCAAAUGUACAAGUUGAUCCAAAAUCACUCAGUAAUGUCCCUGAUCCAAAAGCAGUCCCCAGUCUCCCUGCUGUUAUUCCUAGUAUAAAAGCAGGUCAGAGUUCUGUCAGCAAUCUUCCUUCUGUAGAUCCAAAUGCAGAAGAUGGCACAAGUGCAAUCGGCAAUCUUCCAUCUAUAGAUCCAGAUGCACAAGUUGUACACAAUAUGAAAUUCAAAUCCAUAUGGCAGGAAUUUGAUGCACAGGAGUCUGUUAAGGAUCCCAAAAGCACAUCUUCAAAGAAAACAAAAAGGUCCGAGCCAGUUCCAAUUGCUCCAAAGGGAUGUUUCAGUUUUGUACUGAUCCAAAAGAAGGAAGAGGUUAAAGAUAAUAAUAGAUCAGCAAGAGCUUUAAGAGCAGUUAAGCUCAAGAUUAAAAAGAAGGUAGAAUUAAUGAAUCAAAUGAAGAAGCAGUCCAAUGUUGAAAUUGCUGGCAAAUGUAAACAACAAGCAAUUAAAACUGUGAGAGAAAUAAUUGCUAAAAAGAGGGGUGAGGCAUUUUGUGACGAAAAAGAAGCACUUACAGAAUUACACCCCAAGAAGACACCAGAGGCUCAGAGUGAAAAGAUAGAAAUUACAAGGAAAAGGUCAAGAAAAAAUGUUAAGCAUGAAAAUGCUUUCAAUAAAAACUUAAGGAAAAGAACAGCUUCUGUGAAGUACACAUUUGAAGAUAUUUUGGAUGAGUCCGAUGAAGAAACCACACCAUUCCCAUCUGACAAUUCUGAUACUGAAGAUGAGUGGAAGCCUUCAAAAGUUGAAUCUGAAGAGGAGUCUUCCGAGAGUGAAUCCGAUGGUAAUGAUAACUGUGCUGAUGAAGACCUUGACAGUCAGUCUGAUGAUGAAUUUGAAAAUGAGUCUGUGACUGAUAAAAUAAAAUUUACUGAAAAUGAGAAUGAAAAGACAUGUUUUAGAAAAGUAGAUAAAAGCUUAUAUAUUAGUAACACAAAUUCAGGCAGCCAGAAAAGCAGUCCAGUAAUAGUCUUAGACAAAAACAACCUCAGUCAGAAAAGUGAUAAUCCUGGUGUGUCUUUAAGUAAAACAGAAAAUUCUGACAAGUCCGUGGUCUCUAGGAAGCUUUCCGAAGAUACUGAAGAAAAUCUUGUAAAUGUAGAUAUGAAUACUGGUUCCAAAGAACAGCUUAAGGUAUCAGAUCCACCUAACAUUACACAAAAUUUACAGAAACGAAAUGCCUCUGAUCUAGUUAAAGAGUUUGUUCCAGCAAAAGUUGUGAGAAUAGCACAUUCUGCAGAUAGUCUGCCUAGUUGUUUAAGAAGAAUGCCAUGGUUGAAUAAACAUGUGAAAUGCUCUGUCGUGAAAAUUGAAAGAAGUCACAAAGCAGAUUGUCUUGGUUUGGAAUUAAUUGCUGCAAGGGAAGAUUACACAAAUAGAAAACUUACUAGAACUUUCGUGAAGCAGAUAUGCCAGGAAGAAUCUAUUGAAAUUAAACAUGUAGUCCAUGACAGUGAUAAAGAUUUAUUUAGCAAUAAAGAGGAAAUGAUUGUAAAAAAUGCUGAAAAUACUUUUGGCAAUGUGAAUGCUGCAUUACCACCAAAAAGAGGAAGAGGAAGACCAAAGAAGAAUACUCAUAAAGAUCAGUUAGAAAGCAUCGGAGAGGAAAAGGGAGAUUCUUUACCUAAGAAAAGAGGAAGACCUAAGAAAAAUGUAGAUGAGACGAAAACAAAUUUUCAUAGUGGUAUUGCUUUAAAUGACAGUGACACAGGUGAGGAGAUACCACCAAGAAAAAGAGGAAGACCUAGAAAAAAUAUAGGUGAUAGUGUGACAGAUUCUGAUUGUUCGAAUAUUCUUGAUGAUGUUGAUACUGUUGAAGAUAUAAGUGUUAAUAAUAUUCCUGCACUUGAAAAUCAUUUACAAGGGGAAAUAGGACAGCAAAGAACAAAUGAAAAAGUAAUGAGAGAAAGGCAGCCUGUGGCUGACAUAUACCAAAAAGAGGAGUGUAGUAAAUCCCAGCUGAAUGAAAAGAAAAUCUGUGUUGGAGACUUUGUUAUGAAAGAAGAUACCCUUAAUGAAACAACAAAGAAAGAAGAUACUUCAGAUAAAGCAGUUAAUGGUUCCAUAAAUAGUAACAAUAUCUCUACCUUUAUUGUAAGUGAUCAUAGUGAAUCCAAAGUAGAAAAUAUAACACAGAGAAAACGAGGAAGGCCAAAAAAGGAUGAAAUAUUGAUGAAACAGAGACAUAAAGUAGAAUGUAGUUAUUCACAGUUCAGAACUAAGGAACAUGAAAACAAUGGAGAUCCAGCAGAAAUUAAGAAUGGUAUGCAGGAGUUGAGAAAUAGUCCCACUUAUGAGAAAAUAGAUGAAGUUAAUGUAGAUACUAGUAAUUCAGAAUUAGUUGAAAGAAAAAUGCUUAGACCAAGAAAGAAUUGUAACUACAUUGAACAUGACUCCUCAAAUGAUAGUAGCAGUGAAGGUGAAGACAGCUCAGAUCCUUUGAAUUUUUGUGGUUUAGUAGACUCGAAUGUUACACCGAAACCAGAUCUCAUAAAUGUUACAAAUAGCAAAGACAUUUAUCUACCUGUAGAAUGUAAUGACAACUCUGGUGAAAUCAACAAAGCAGACUUUGUUUCUACAGAAACUAAGAGAAUGCUGAGCAAAAUGUUUAUGGAAUCUGGAAGCAGAGUGAAAGAAGAGAAAGUAGAUGAAGAGCAUCUUUACUCAGAAAUCCAGGAAAAAGCAGGAGAUGAUGGAGUAGAUAUAAGUGCUGACAAAACUGAUAGAGAAAAUGAAAUACCGAUGGAAGUGAUCAAACCAUCAGUCAGAAUCAAAGAAGAGAAGGAGGACCCAGAGUAUUCUAAAGCUGAAGCUUGUGUAAAUCAGACUGGACAUAUUUCUGAGGGAAACAGUAUUUCAGAAGUCGUUAAUUCUGCAAGUCAGUUGUUACAGACACCAAAUCAGUCAAAUCAGAUAUUGCGUCAGUUAGCUGAUUUGGCAAAGAAAAAUCAGAAUGUAGACACUGCAUCUGCCUCUGAUCGGCUACCUACAUUAAUCCAUAUGUGGUCCCAGUUAUCAACAGGCUUUCAACAGUCUGAAGCAUUAGCUACCUCAGCCACAUCAAGCUCUGUAACUUCUACAUCAGCAUCAACAGCAACACAGCUAAUGAAUCCGAUUCCUGCAACUUUUGGCACUGAAAAGAAAGCAAAGAACACAGGUAUAUCAAAUCCUGUUUCAGUUAAAGGAAGUAUUAAGAAAGAGGUAACCCCACCCCCUUCAAAGCAGCAACAAAAUGCACAAGUUAUUAGACAUCCAGUUUAUUUUUAUCCAGGAUCAAAUUCUGCUACACCAUGUACCAGUCAAGGUCUUCAGUUGCCAGUAAGCCAGCAGAAUUCUUCGUCAUCAUGUCUUACACUAGUUCCUGUCAGUGGUACAAAUAAAUUCAUUCUAGUGAAUGUACCAACACAGCAGUCAUGUGGUAUAAUUCCAAAUAGUCAGGCACAACAAACACAAGUAAGAAACCAGACCCAACAGAUGCAACAGACACAGAUGAUGCAGCAACCUCAGAUGAUACAACGAACACAGGUGAUACAACAAACACAAAUGAUACCACAACCACAAAUGAUACAACAAACACAGAUGAUACAACCACACAUGAUACAACAACCACAAAUGGUACAACAAACACAUAUGAUGCAACCACAAAUGAUACAACAGCCACAAAUGGUACAACAAACACAAAUGAUACAACAGCCACAAAUGAUGCAACAACCACAAAUGAUUCAACAUAUACCACAGUUUGGACAGUUACAACUAACAAACACCCCGACCACAAAAGGUGGGCAGGAGCAAAUUUCUAGAGCACUACAAAGUAACCAGCAACAAACAAUGGUCUCUAAUGCCAAAAGUGACCCACAAGGAGGAAAAUCGCAAUCAGAUCAGAUUGAAAAUGUGACAAUAAAGAAAGAAGUAAACACAGAUGAACAGUCCACUUCAGAGGUUCAGAGUUCAGGUGAUCUUAACCAAAUUAAAGUCUCUGGCACACAGGCUGGUGUUCCUGUACAACAAAAUCUAACUCAGAAUUCCGUGAUACAACAGGGUCCAGUGCCACUGAUGCAACCUAUGGGUCAGAUGCAAGGAUUGCUAUCCAAUCAGUUACAAGUUGUGCAGCCAGGCCAGGUUCAGUUCCCUGGAAUUCAAACUGUGCCUGGAUUACUCCCAAAUCAAUUUCAAGGUGCAAACCAGUCUAGCCAAAUAAUCCAGGGACUCCAGUUCUGUCAAACAGGGGUUCAGCAGUUGGGGCAGCUGCCGGUUGGAAAUGUUGAUCAGAAUCAGACGCAGCAAACAGUUCCAGUGAUUGGUUCUCAAGGUUCAACCCAGACUUUGAUGGUAAAUCAGCAGACUCCGUUAGCUCCUGGCCAGUUGAUAUAUGUUCCAAGUUCUUCACAGACCGGGGCCAGUAGUGGUCAGACUGGACAAUUUGUGAACGUAGGGCAAGCAGUUAAUACAUCAUCACACACGGGGCAGUCUGGAAAUAAUUCGGAACGAACAGGAGUUAAUAUUGCCCCAAAUGUUCUUAAUGCAGAACAAGCCAGCAUGGUGCUUCAAACUAGACAUAUUCUGAAUGCAACAGGAAACAAUUCAGUACAGACUGGGUCGGUACAGAUAGGCAGUAAUGUGGUUCAGGGUUUGCAGGUUGUGAAUCCAGUGCAAGGUAUAAGUAAUAUGGUACAGACUUUACAGGGACAAGUUAUGGUUCAGGCAGGACAAGCUGUCGGAUCAACACCACAAAAUCAGAUUAACAAAGAAACUGCUACACAUAAUACAAAACCAAACCAGGACAAUGGCAUGUCGGAGAUGUUUGCGCUGGCAGAUUCUUUAUCUAAGAAAAGGUCAGUAAGUCCUGCAGAACAGUAUAAAUGUGGAGAUUGCAACAUCACCUAUACAACACAAGAUGAUCUCAACAAUCACAGAAUUUCAAAGCUACAUUUCAAAGCAGCUGACCAAAUAAACGAGGGCAAAGGGACACAGACUUGUGCUACUUGUUCCCGCUCAUUCGAUGAUACCAGAGCGUUUAAUGAUCACCAUAAAAUGCAUAUUGAGGGGAAUUUCGUCUGCGCCAUUUGUGCACAACAAUUUAGCGAUAAAUUUACCUUAUAUCUACAUGACGCAAAAACACAUAAUCACCGUUUUCGCUGCAGAUUGUGUAACAAUGGCUAUAGUUUUGAACACAAUUUAUUAAAGCAUAUUGCUAAAAGUCACAAAGUCGGACCAGGCGAUGAAAGGAAACAUAUGGAACUCUAUUUUAAUUGCAAAGUAUGUGAGAUGGCGUUUGCAAAUGAACGUAGUUUAAAAGAUCAUCUUCUAAAGGAACAUUUUGGUGGAUAUUUUUGUGAAGUUUGUGGUGAGGAGUUUGCGAGUGCAGAAAAUAUGGAAAUGCAUCAUUUAGCGAAACAUAGAAAAAAUUUCGAAUGCAAUAUUUGUAAAAUAGUAUGUUUUUGUCAAAGUGAUAUAGAAAAGCAUUUGUCCUCAGUCCAUGAUUCUUCAGAGCAAAAUCUUUAUACAGUAUUUUUCAAAUGCGAUCGAUGUGACAAAAGGUUCAAAGCCGGAGAAGAAGAUGUGGCUUUCUUUCAUAUUCAGUAUGAACAUACGUUCGAAAGUGUUGUUGAAGAAAAAGCUCCUGAAUAAGAUAGCAUGUAAACCCCAUAGUGCUGUUAGAUGGUUAUGUGGAUAGUAGAUUUUACCAAUUACAAGUUAGUGCCGUCAGAACAGUAUGUGAACAGUACAUUUUAUCAAUAAUACCGUCAGAACGUUAUGCAGACAGUAGAUUUUAUCAGAUUUAUUACAUCAGAAACCCCACAGUGCCAUCGGACCAUUAUAUUGACAGUAUAUUUUAUCCGAUUUGUUGUGCUGGAAACCCCAUAGUGCCAUCAGACCAUUAUGUAAUUAGUAGUUUUUAUCAGAUUUAUUGCAGCAGAAAAGCAGGGGGAAAAAAUCUUGAUAAUGAUCUUAAAUUUUCAGGGGAGUAUAUAGUCACCGCCUUGUGCAUUCGUCCCAUCUUAACAUGCUACUGGCUGGACUUCAUAAACAGUUCACCGGAAGCUUCACUUCCAGGAGGGAAAGCACAUUCGGCAUUUCAGAACCAUAUGCCUUCUUUCAAAGUUAUGCCCCUUUCUUCUUUCUUUCCUGUCCGGAGCAUAACUCCUAAAAGUACUAAAGGGAUUUCAUUGGAAUUCUAGUUAAGGUAAACCAUAGGUAAUGGAAGUAUAGAGCGAAAAUUCGUCCUACGCGAAUAAAAAGGAUUUCACAGUAAUGGAAGUAUAGAGCUCAAGUAUUGACUAUAUUCAAAAGAAGUACAGAGCAAAAGAACUAUACUUUUUGUCAAUAUUUUGCAACAGAAUUAAAUCCCAGUUGGUAUAUUUCUGAAACAACAUACUCCACUCUUACGCACAUAUGGAGAAAAUCCAUUGCUUCCACCAACCUUGUUAUUAAAUGUCUCUUUACUAGUAUAUGAAUGUUUUGUCCAUGGUUUUAGCUGUAUUGCAUGGCUUAUUUUCUACCCAUAUUUCCAGAGCUGAAGUCAAAAUAUAAAAAAAAAAACAAAUCCGUUGAGUUCAUUUCUGGUGUCAUGUAAUAAAAAACACGUAUUGAUAGGCUUGCAUGUCAAAGUAUGUAUUAGGUUAUCAUUAAUUAUCUUUUCAAAAAUAUAAUGACAGAAGACAUUAUGGUAAGCUUCACUCACAGCUGUAUUGAAAAAAAAUUAAAACAGACUUUUAUAAAUGUAUAGCCAAAAUUCAUAUCUCCCCUUCAGCUGUACUGUACAAAAUAUAUAAAUUAUGGAGAGAGUAGAGUGAAGAUUGGGGCAUAUUUAUGACUUUAGUGAUAGCUCUAGUUUACUCAGAUAUGCCCAAUUUCGCAGUCCAGCAUCCAUAUAGUCGAGCACGCUGUCCUCUCUGACAGUUCUUGUUGGCAUUGAAGUCACCAUAAACUGCAGACAUUUUGCAAGACUUCAGACUGCAAGCAGUGACAAAUUCUAAUAAAUUGCAGACUUUUUCUUCAUACUAUAUUAUACAUAAUUAUAAGCUACCAACUGUGUUGAAUUUAUAUGUAAAAUACAUGUAAGCAAACUCUAUUUUUGUCAUAUAAAACUGCUCUAAAUUGUAUUUUAAAAUGUCUGCAGUUUUGGGAAAACGUUUAUAGUUUGAGGAAAAAAGAGUGCUGUUGGAGGAAAGUCUGCUGUUUAGAGAGAGUCUGCAGCUUAAUGAAAACAAGGGCAAUUUUGUAGUUUAGGGGAAAAGUCUACUGUUAAAAUGUUCACAGCUUUGUAGAAAAUCUGAAGUUUAUCAUAUUCAUAGAAAAAGUGUGUAGUUCAGAGAAAAAGCCUGCAAUUCAAGUAAAGAGUUUGUAACUUUAAAGAAUAAAUCUGCAGUUUAGGGGAACACGAUCAAACAUUUAGAAAUAUCAAAUGAAAUGAAGUGAAAAACUGCAUGAAACUUAAUAUUGAGUGCUGAUUUUAUAUUUCUUUUCAAAGCAUCUUACAUAUUUCAUUCCUUUUGAUUGUAAAAACAGGGUAAUAAAGAUGGUGUAAAAUUAUGUGGGACUGUUUCAUUUUAACAUGAUUAUACAUAUAUUUUGAUUGUUCAUAUUCUUAAUUGAUGAACUGCAAAUACGGUUUCGGGGAUAUCAGGGGUUCAGAUAUUAUCUUUUUUACAUAUUUAUCAUGGUUAAAAGAAAAUGUUUUAAGAUAUGUUUGUCAAUUAUAGUUUUAUUAAAGCUAAUAUUGAAGGCAAAGUUGUGUUAAUGUAAUUGAAUUGUAAUUUUUAUUUGUACUUUUGUAAUGCAUCAACUUGCCAAUGCAUGUUAAUUUGAAAUUUUCUUAUAUUACACUUAACUGUCUUACUAUUCAUUGAGAAAAAAAAAGCAAAGCAUUACAGCUAGGUCUAUAUUUUGAAAAAAAUCAGUCAACACCAAGUCAUACAAAGAAAGAGUUGUUUUGCAUGAAAAUUGAACAGCAUAUAUACAAAUCUAUUGUCAGAUUCCUGAGAUAUUCAUUCAUUUCUGGAAAAGGACUACAUAAAGUGGCCACACUUUUGGACAGUUUAGAGCCUUCAAAAACUCGCCAUUUUCAAAAAACUGUUGGUAUACACAUCUUUCUUUUGAUGCGUUUGAAAUAAUGUCCCAGUUCUGAAAGUUUGCAAAACUAGGUUUAGAUUGUUUACUUUUUACUUUCAUUUACAAAUGGCUUUCUUUUUUUAAGGGGGGACAACUUUUUCAGAAUAUUUUAAGUAUCCAGUCCUAUGGGACAGUACAGUUAAACAUAUAUUGGACAGGUAGAUUUAUGGUAAAGAUAUUGUUUGUUUACUGAAUAUUUCUGUGGUUUGGUUAUAAAUUGUAUAAGUGCUAAACCUCAAAAUUCUAAACACAGUAGAUUUUUAAUUACCAAUGCAUGCUUGACAGAGGUAUAAAUUAUAUUAUUUCAAUAUUGUUCGAUAAAGAUUUCAUUUAUAUGCCUGUUAUUUUGAAAGCAUGUUUCAAAGAAUGUGUUUGUUAUAGUUUUAUAAGAAACAAGUAUAUUAUACAUAAUGUUCCAUGUAAUAUAUGGAAAUGUCAAGUUAUAUAUAAAUGUUUAUAUUGGACUAUGGUUAUAUGUGAUAGUUUAUAUAGUAUAUGGAAAUGCCAGGUAAUAUGUAAUGGUCUAUAUUUGAAGUGUUGGGUUAUUAUAUUGGUCAGUGAUAUAUGAAAGGGCCAGGAACGGGUCACACUUGCUCAAAAGUAACAUAAUUAGAAUCCUUCACAUGUAUAUAGGGGCCUCUGUGGCCGAGUAGUUAAGGUCACUGACUUCAAAUCACUUGCCCCUCAUCAGUGUGGGUUUGAGCCUCACUUGGGGCAUUAAAUUCUUCAUGUGAGGAAGCCAUCCAGCUGGCUUACGGAAGGUCAGUGGUUCUACCCAGGUGCCCGCUCGUGAUGAAAUAAUGCAAGGAGGGGCACCUGGGGUCUUCCUCCACCAUUAAAGCUAGAAAGUCGCCAUAUGAACUAUCAUGUGUCGGUGCGACGUUAAAUCCAACAAAAAAAUUCACACGUAUUUAAGUAAACAGCCUCUAUUUAAGAAACAUGAACUUUUUUGAACCAUUUUAUGAAUUUGCAGUAAUUGUUCUUUUGGCAAAUGGCAGAGAAUGACCCCAGUCCAUUGUAAGUAUGGAAGUGCCAGGAGAUAGUCAAUCAUGGUUUAUAUUUAAACUGAAGACUUGUGUUAUAUGCAACAGUCUUUAUCAUGUAUGGAAGUGUCCGGUGAUAUGUAAUGGUUUAUCAUUGAAGUGUUGGGUUAUAUGUAAUUGACUAUUUUAUUAAUAGAAGUGUCAGGUGAAAUGUAAUGGUUUAUCAUUGAAGUGUUGGGAUAUAUGUAAUUGACUAUUUUAUUAAUAGAAGUGUCAGGUGAUAUGUAAUGGAUACUUAUUGAUGUGUUGGGAUGUAUGUAAUUGACUAUUUUAUUAAUAGAAGUGUCAGGUGAUAUGUAAUGGUUUAUCAUUGAAGUGUUGGGAUAUAUGUAAUUGACUAUUUUAUUAAUAGAAGUGUCAGGUGAUAUGUAAUGGUUUAUCUUUGAAGUGUCAGCUUAUAUGUAACGGUUUAUAUUUUGUAUCUAUUUUAAGUGUAAGGUUAUAUGUAGUGGUUUAUCUUUAAAGUGUCAGGUAAUAUGUAAUGAUCUGUAUUACAUAUGAAAGCACCAGGUGAUACGCAGAGGUUUAUCUUUAAAGAGUCUGGUUAAAUGUAAUGGUCUGAUUAUAAAAUGUUGGGUUAUACAUUACUGUUGUUUGAAAUGUUGGGUUAUACAUUACAUGUGCAGUCAUUUGAAAUGUUGGGUAAUAAUUAAUUAUUAUGUUGUUAUCUAUGUGAGGAAUGUUGGUUUAUAAUUUUUUUUAUCUUUUAGCAAAAACAUUUCGUGAAGCAUAAUACGGCACCUUAAAAAAUGAUCAGAAUUAUGCAAUGAAGAAUGAUUGUUUAAUAUGAUCAAAUGUUCUUCUGUUUUAAGGUAGUGAACCCAUAAUCGUAAUUGGCAAUUUCAAUUUGAUUACAUACCCUCAACAUGUGACGGCUGGUACGGCAAGACGGGACAGUAAUGACUUAAGAAUACAGAAGCAGUAUGCUGAGAUUGCGUAAUGGCAUUUAAAUUGCCAAAUGUCAUAAUGGGUCCGCUCCCUUAACAGUAUUGAAAGGGAAGCCCCCUCUCAUUUUGAUUUUACCUCAUUUUAUAUCAAGUACAAUUAAACCUGUCUGUAAAAACCCCUGUUGGAAAUUGAAAAAUGUAGUUUUUAUACGCUUGAAAAACGGGACGUAUUAUGGGAACGCCCCUGGCGGGCGGGCGGCAUCCACAGACUUUGUCCGGAGCAUAUCUUCUACAUGCAUGGAGGGAUUUUGAUGAAACUUGGCACAGUUGUUCACCAUCAUGAGACGGAGUGUCAUGCGCAAGAACCAGGUCCCUAGGUCUAAGGUCAAGGUCAAAUUCAAGAAUGACUUUGUCCGGAGCAUAUCUUCUACAUGCUUAGAGGGAUUUUGAUGAAACUUGGCACAGUUGUUCACCAUCAUGAGACGGAGUGUCAUGCACUAGAACCAGAUCCCUAGGUCUAAGGUAGGUCAAGGUCACACUUAGAGGUCAAAGGAUACAAGAAUGAAAACUUUGUCUGGAGCAUUUCUUCUUCAUGCAUAGAGGGAUUGUGAUAUAACUUUUCACAAAUGUUCACCACCAUGAGGCGAAGUGUCAUGCGCAAGAACCAGGUCCCUAGGUCUAAGGUCAAGGUCACACUUACAGGUCAAAGGAUACAAGAAUGAAAACUUUGUCCGGAGCAUUCUUUCUUCAUGCAUAGAGGGAUUUUGAUAUAACUUGUCACAAAUGUUCACCAACAUGAGGCGGAGUGUCAUGCGCAAGAACUAGGUCCCUAGGUCUAAGGUCAAGGUCACACUUAGAGGUCAAAGGAUACAGGAAUGAAAACCUUGUCCGGAGCAUUUCUUCUUCAUGCAUAGAGGGAUUUUGAUAUAACUUGGCACAAAUGUUCACCACCACGAGACGUAGUGUUGUGU